Marchantia polymorpha subsp. ruderalis is the source of this 337-nucleotide messenger RNA. NCBI's taxonomy places the organism in Eukaryota, Viridiplantae, Streptophyta, Marchantiopsida, Marchantiales, Marchantiaceae. The record is from the annotation of a GenBank genome assembly.
GCCACGACAAAUUUUCGCGUUCACAUUACUGAAUAAUCAAUUAUACUCCCGAGCUGUUCUUCAAAAUGUCGCACGAAGUCUACAAUUACGGCGAAGGGUUGAUGGGGAAGGUGGCUGCGGACAACAGUCACAAGUGGGUGUAUCGAGAGCCUUUGGAGCACGAGAUCAGCUUUUUGUCUCCAUGGCACGGCUCUCUCGAUCCGCAUCCACGCACUUGGGAAGCUCAAUUCAAAGCGGGCAUCCAGGUACGUGGAGCUCUGACCAAAUUCAAGCGCUGCCCUCGGCUGCACAUCCCUUGACAUUGCUUUGCGGUCUCUAAUAAUUGCUGCUGUGCGAC